Molecule: messenger RNA, 2212 nt
Organism: Athalia rosae (coleseed sawfly)
Lineage: Eukaryota; Metazoa; Arthropoda; Insecta; Hymenoptera; Athaliidae
Exons: 12
Coding region: 194-2125 (643 amino acids)
Biological process (GO): interleukin-15-mediated signaling pathway; T cell activation; positive regulation of ERK1 and ERK2 cascade
Cellular component (GO): membrane raft; external side of plasma membrane
Molecular function (GO): MHC class II protein binding; protein tyrosine kinase binding
Source: RefSeq, a predicted model, not a curated record
ACAUAUGGAUACCUGAUAGACAUCAAACUCGAGUGUGGUGAAAUAUACUUUACAACUAUAUCAUUUGGGAGGGGGGCUAAAUCAUGGAUAUAUUAAGAGUUGAUUGUGAAUUUAACUAAGAUACUGAAUGAUAUGACCAGGUAUCUUUCAGUUACCAAUUAAACCUACAGUAGGUAGCACUAUUAUAUUUGUGAUGUGGUUCCUUUUAAUUUCAUUUGCAGCCUUCCUAGUGCUGGGCCAAGGCCAAACGGUAGUGGAAGUCGACGUUACUGAAUCCAAGGCUUUCCAAUAUACUGUGACCGAAACAAGGAUCGAAAGCUGUCUGGUAACUCUGCCUAAUGGUAACAUACAUGAAUUGCUACCAAACAAAACCAUCAUAACUGAAGUUGAUGAAAGAUACACAGUCUCAAGCAAGACGAAUGGCAGAACAUGUGGGCUGUCCAUUGAUUCUACCACCUUUUCUGACAGUGGAACAUACUUACUGGAUAUAACCAGCACAAAUGGCACUUCUUACCAAAACACAUAUAUUUUACGCGUCCAAGAGAGAACAGACAUUUGGCCGUCAAGCACAAUCGAAGUCAUUGCUUCUGCGACCGUCUACAUAUUUCUACCAAAUAAUGGAGGAACUGUCCAAACUUGUAUCUUGAAGCCUCCUGGAAGUGAAGAAGUUGAGGUAAAAUUUGGCAGAAGUAUUAGUAGCUCUAUUAAACAGUGGAGUCCAAGUUCAGAUGCCUGGUGUGGUGUCGAAAUCAGAAAUAUCAGUGAAGUAGGAUACUGGAAGCUGUCAGCAGCUGUGAAUGCUACACAUUGGUAUUACACUAGAACGCUUGUAGAAGUUGAAGAUUUCUCCACUCUAGCUGAUACGCGGGCAGUUCUCACUCCAGUCGUGGGAGAAACUUUAAACGACUCUAUCGGGAAUGAAAAUGCUAGUUAUUGCCAGUUAAAAGAUCCACAGGGUGAAAUAGCGCAAGUAGUGGCCGGAGCUUGCAGUUUCAAUCUGUCAGUGGUCACCUCACAGCACAAUGGAACGUGGAUUGCAUCAACUGGUUUGAAGGGCUCUCCCACUGAAAUAGUAGAUAUUAUCGAGUUGGAUGUCCAAGAGAUUCCAUAUAUUUAUGCCACAUCUGAUGAGAAUAAAGUAACCACAGGUGCAAUUGACCUAUACUGCAGAGUUCCAGAUACUGUGAGUGAGGUAUGUCGAUUUGUAUCUCCGACUGGUUUGGGUGUUUCUAUGGUACUUGGUGUAGGUAAUGAAAAGUAUGCCCCAUAUUUUGAUCCCAAUGGUCUGUACACAUGUGGUUUGACGAUACGUCAAUUAUCAAGUGAUGAUUAUGGAACAUGGACGUGCUAUACUGGUAACUCGAGUGAUAUAAGAAUUGGGUAUAUCUCGGUGAUAGCAAGUGAACCUGAAGAGGUAGAAAUCAUCAGUAGAGCAGCACGUGCUUCUACUGCAGCUAUCUCUGUUUCGGAUUCAUAUACAGCAUACAGCGUUUACAAUGAAUCUCUGACAUUGUCAUGUAGUGCUCUGACAAGUCUGACUUAUUGCUGGUUUAAACACCCAAAUGGCUCCUAUUAUUCAGCUUCACCUGACACAUCAGAUAACAAUCUAUACACUUAUUCUGGAAGUGGCUUGUCUCUUGGUUCAUGUGCAAUCACUUUCACACACUCCACCUAUGAUGAUGCUGGUACUUGGACAUGUAAUAUGGGUAUCGAAGAAAAAGAAAGGGAUGUCAGUGUAAAUAUUACUGUUAAAGUAACGCCAAGCACCCUGACUGUAGUAUCAGUCGAAGAAACUGAUGGUGUAGCAACUGUCCAAUGUGCAGUCAUAGAUACAGCUAAGGCAUUAUCAUACUGCCGUUUUAUUAGACCUGAUGGUGUUGGAAUCAAUGCCAUGUAUGCUAAUCACGACUCUAAAUACAGUUUCACUGGAGAUCUGGCACAAGGUACAUGCAAAAUUAUCAUAAGCAAUGUGCAAGCUGUUGAUAUCGGAAAUUGGGUUUGCGCUGGAAAAUUACAGAUAGUUGGUCCCGAGUUAUCCGAUACAUUCAGAAUCAGUUCAGCUCCUAGACUGGGAUUGAGUGUAUUUCUGAUAGCUGCUCUGAUAAUUCGAAUUAUAAUUACUUGAUAUCUAUAGAUUUGAUUAAGAAAGUUUGAUAUGUGUAUAUCGUUCGAAUGAUAUGAUAGUUGAAUAAAUUGAUUAGUUCGGCAUUGA